Messenger RNA from Cucumis sativus (cucumber), 1092 nucleotides. RefSeq names its product ADP-ribosylation factor 1. Gene Ontology annotation, cellular component: cytoplasm. Gene Ontology annotation, molecular function: GTP binding; GTPase activity. The record is from RefSeq and is a predicted model, not a curated record. Gene Ontology annotation, biological process: vesicle-mediated transport; intracellular protein transport. The transcript is spliced from 5 exons. NCBI's taxonomy places the organism in Eukaryota, Viridiplantae, Streptophyta, Magnoliopsida, Cucurbitales, Cucurbitaceae. The coding region runs from base 350 to 910 and encodes 186 amino acids.
AGUCGAAGAUAAGUGAUUUAUACUGCUUUCUAAAGUAGUGCAAUAUAUUCUUUUAUGAUAUGAUGAAAGCAUCUCUAUCAGCCCAAGUAAGUUCAUUCACUUUGGCAAACAAAUACAUUGGAAGGGGAGACAAGGGCCUUUAUUGCCUUCUGUCCCAAAGAAUCAAUUCUCUUUCAGCCUUUUCCUGUAGAAGUUUUUGGUCUAAUAUUCACUUGGAACACAAGGUUUCUCAUCUAUUAUGUCAUUUCCCUGUAAAUUGAUUAUUUUGCAUCGUUUGAACUAAGAACUAAGCACUGGUGGUGCUGGUUUGAAAAUUUUGUCAUCUUCAUUAUAUUCCUUGAUUUCGGACAUGGGUGCAGUGAUAUCUAGGUUGAGGAAGAGACUUUUUCAGAACCGUGAAGUGAGAAUCCUGAUGCUCGGUCUUGAUGCGUCAGGGAAGACAACCAUUUUGUACAAACUAAAACUUGGUGAAAUAGUUAUGACCGUGCCAACUAUUGGGUUCAAUGUGGAAACAGUAGAAUACAAAAAUAUGAGCUGCAGUGUCUGGGAUGUUGGAGGACAAGAUAAGAUAAGGCCAUUAUGGAGACAUUACUUCCAGAACACCCAAGGACUUGUAUUUGUUGUGGAUAGCGUUGACAGAGGGAGAAUUUGUGAAGCCCGUAAUGAGUUGCAUCGUAUUCUCAGUGAGGCAGAGCUAAGGAAUGCAGCAGUGCUUGUAUUUGCAAACAAGCAAGAUCUUCCUCAUUCAAUGACUGUCUCUGAAAUCACAACUAAGCUUGGCCUCCACACACUUUCUCAAAGAAGAUGGUACAUACAAGGUACUUCAGCAACUUCUGGGCAAGGGCUUUACGAGGGUUUUGAUUGGCUAUGUAACAACAUUUGGCUAUGUAACAGCAUUACUAAUCCAUGAUACUCUUCAUCAUUAUUAUUACACACACACACACACACACACACUCAUUUGUUAUGUCAAAAUACCAAUUUGUCAAUGAAUAUUUAGAGAAGAUCAAGUUAAAAAAUCAUAGAAAUUGAUCAAUAUUUGUAAAUUUAAUGAAUGAAAGUUUGAUAUUUUUGCAGCUAAUUGAUUUCACGUUA